Molecule: messenger RNA, 1391 nt
Organism: Zea mays
Lineage: Eukaryota; Viridiplantae; Streptophyta; Magnoliopsida; Poales; Poaceae
Product: putative HSP20-like chaperone domain family protein
Exons: 6
Coding region: 72-998 (308 amino acids)
Biological process (GO): protein folding
Cellular component (GO): cytoplasm
Source: RefSeq, marked provisional
CGCAAAAAUCUGGGAUCUAUCUAGAAGCAUCACUCAACAAACCCUAGGUUGCCUGAUCGGUUGAUCGCUCCAUGGCGAUCAUCUCCGACUUCAAGGACGACGAGGCACCGGAGCAGCAGCUGGCGGCCGGCCACGGCGUCGAGGUGGCCCUCGUGGCGGCGUUGGAGAGGAGCGGCGGCGCGCUCCCCUUCCUACAGGCGGCUAUGGAUGUCGCCCACCGCAGGUCCGGCCUGUUCCGCGACCCUUCGGCGGUGAGCAAGGUCACCGCGAUGGCGGCGGCCGUCAGGGCGCAGAUCGAAGCCGAGGAGAGGGUGACCAGGGAGGCGGAGGCCAAGAGGAAGGCGGAGGAGGACGAGAGGAAGGCGGAGGCCGAGGCGCAGAGGGCUGCCAAGGAGGCGGUAAUGGCGACGGCAGAGGAGAAGCCAGAGAGCACGGUGGAGAAGGACAGCAUGGAGGUGGAUAAGAAGGAGGAAGCCAACGUGAGACAACCAAAUGCUGGCAAUGGUCUUGACUUGGAGAAGUACUCGUGGACUCAACAGUUGCCAGAGGUUAACAUCACCAUUCCUGUUCCUCAAGGAACAAAAUCAAGAUUUGUGGUAUUUGAUUUAAAGAAGAACCAUCUGAAGGUUGGUCUGAAGGGCCAGCCACCUAUCAUUGAUGGCGAGCUCUAUAAGCCAGUUAAGGUUGAUGACUGCUUCUGGAGCAUAGAGGAUGGGAGAACCCUGUCCAUAUUGCUUACAAAGCAUGACCAAAUGGAAUGGUGGAAGUCUGUUAUAAAGGGUGAUCCUGAAGUUGAUACCCAAAAGGUGGAACCUGAGAACAGUAAACUCUCUGAUUUGGAUCCUGAGACUAGACAAACCGUGGAAAAGAUGAUGUUUGACCAGCGCCAGAAGCAGAUGGGCCUUCCAACAAGUGAUGAAAUGCAAAAGCAAGAAAUUCUCAAGAAGUUCAUGUCUGAGCACCCGGAGAUGGACUUCUCUAGAGCGAAAUUAGAUUGAGGAUGUGUUUGGCCGUUUGUCUGAAUGCGUUAUUAGUAUGAAACAUUUUUUGAUCAGUUUGCAUGUAAUGCGUCAGAAAUAUCUGGAGAUAGACUUCUCUAGAGCGAAAAUAGCUUGAGGAUGUGUUCGGCCAGUUAUUUCUACCAGUGUGCAUUGGUUGUCUGAGUGCGUUAUUAGUAUGAAACAAAAAUUUUGAUCAGUUCGCGUGUAAUCGUCAGAAAUAUCCGGAGAUGGACUUCUCUAGAGCGAAAAUAGCUUGAGGAUGUGUUGGGCCAGCUAUUUCUACAGUGUGCGUUAGGUUGUCUGAGUACGUUAUCAGUAUGAAACGAAUUUUGAACAGUCUCUUGUAAUGCGUCAGAAAUAUUUUUUUAGAACUGUGGCAUGUCUUGAACC